Messenger RNA from Westerdykella ornata, 2064 nucleotides. RefSeq names its product DUF1479-domain-containing protein. The coding region runs from base 398 to 1924 and encodes 508 amino acids. NCBI's taxonomy places the organism in Eukaryota, Fungi, Ascomycota, Dothideomycetes, Pleosporales, Sporormiaceae. The record is from RefSeq and is a predicted model, not a curated record. The transcript is spliced from 3 exons.
CUGAGAGGAUCAAGCUGGGUACGAGAAUAUGGGAAUAGAAGCGGGGGUGGCUGGGAGGACUGGGCGAGACGUUCCUCCUCCUUUGAUUCGAACGUCGGAACCCAUUUUCGCCGUGUCGGAACGGUUUCUGAAGAGUGCAAAGUCGAGUCUGCGCCACAGGACACCAGCAAUGUGGCGGGGAAGGGAGCUAUACCCAUUUCGAGAGCUUCCCGCAACCCCUCAACCCCAGAUCUCUUUGGAGCUGGUCGGAACGUUGGAAUUCGCAGAUCCGUGUCAAUCGGAAUUGAGACACUUUCCUUCGCCGACGAGGAUUUAUAAAAUGGGUAGACUCAAUCGUUCCGGGAGCCACACAACCGUUCCAGAUUGAUCAGCGAGUCUUGAGAGGCUUUCAUUCAUCAUGUUAUCCACGUCCGCUCGAUGUCUCCGGAAUAGUGGAUCUAAACUUCCGCGAACACAGCUCCGCACUGCGGCCACACAAGCUCAGAAGCGCGCGGGGGACAUAUCAGACGCUUUUGUAUCCCUAUCUGGACAAGACUUCAAGCCUCUAGGACCCGAAUACGCCGCCUUGAAGCAGCGCCUCAUUCGCGGCCAUGAAGACAAAGUACAAGAGUCGUGGAACCGGCUGCUUCGAGACCUGCGCGAAGAGAUCCCUCACAUAGUCGAGUUAGGAUCGAAAGUUAUCCCGGAGAUAGACUUCAGAGACCUGGACAGUGCUUCCGAAGACUUCAAUGCGGCGCUGAAGAGCAGAGGAGUGGCGGUUGUAAGGGGAGUGGUUUCGGAAGAGGAAGCGUUGAAGUGGAAGGAGGACCUUAGGGAAUACAUACGGCGGAACCCCCAGACAAAGGCCUUCCCACCAGACAAUCCCCAAGUCUUUGAACUCUACUGGUCCCGUCCCCAAAUCCUCGCCCGCGCCCACCCCAACUUGCUCAAAACCCAGCGCUUCCUUAUGUCCUACUGGCACAGCUCCCCUUCCGCUCCAAUCUCAACCCAACAUCCCACCAGUUACGCCGACCGCCUCCGCAUGCGCCUCCCCGGCGACGCCAAGUUCGCCCUAGGACCUCACGUCGAUGGGGGAAGCGUCGAGCGCUGGGACGAGCGCGGCUAUGGUCUCGGAGGCGUGUAUGAGGACAUUUGGAAGGGCCAGUGGGAGAAGUUCGACCCUUGGGAGGCCGAGUGCCGGCUACCCGUGGUGUCGGACCUGCACCAGGGCGUGGGCGCCUGCUCCAUGUUCCGCAUGUACCAGGGUUGGCUUUCCAUGUCCAAGACCGGACCGUUCGAAGGGACGCUGCUGGUGAAUCCCCUUCUAGCGAAAGCAACGGCGUACUAUCUCCUCCGCCCCUUCUUCACGCCCCGCAAAGGCCUCGCGGAGCCGUCCACCCAGUCAACAUCAGAAUCCCUCUCGAACAUCAGCGACUUCCUCUCCGAAGACAACUGGCAACUGGAAUUGCCCGUCACAUCCGCCCUCCAAGGCGCCACCCCCGGCCACGGUCAAGAACUCUCCCCCGUCUUCCACCCCCAUCUGCACCUCCAGAACACAAUGGUCCACGUCCCGCGCGUCCGUCCUGGGGACUACGUAGCGUGGCACUGCGACACCAUUCACGCCGUCGAUCAGAAGCACGCGGGACAGUCGGAUUCCAGUGUGCUGUAUAUCCCCGCGUGUCCGCUUACGGAGGGGAAUGCUAAGGGCUUGGUAAAACAGCGAGAAACGUUCAUUCGAGGCACGCCUAGUCCGGACUUUGGCGGUGGGGUUGGUGAGAGCGAGCAUGUGGGGAGGGUUCGGGUGGAGGAUAUGGAGGGUUUGGUGGGUGUGGAAGGCUGUAGGGCUAUGGGGUUGAAGGAGUGGGAUAGUGGGGAAGAUGGGUUGGCGAGGGGGCAGAGGGAGGUGUUGGAGAGGGCGAAUGAGAUUUUGGGAUUUGGUGGUUGAGCAAAGGCUUUGGGAUAGGGGGCGAAUGGGAGAAGGCUGGGAUUUGAGGAGAAUGGAAUGGUUAUGUACUAUCAUCUAUGCGGACGGGUCUGUACGGCAUGGCGUCUAGGUGAUUAUAAAUUCGGUAAAUGCCUUAAAUG